This is a messenger RNA of Paralichthys olivaceus (Japanese flounder), 2927 nucleotides long. Lineage: Eukaryota; Metazoa; Chordata; Actinopteri; Pleuronectiformes; Paralichthyidae. The record is from RefSeq and is a predicted model, not a curated record.
UGAACGGAUACAACACGCAGCCAGAAUCAACUUUAACUGUGAAUGCGUAAAAUGUACAACUUGCCUUAGCUACUUGCUAAGUGUUUUGAUAGCAGCUGACUUAGCAAGCGGUCUAGUGUUUAAUCCAGAAACUAACUCGCUUGUUACUCAAAGGCUAAUGUUUCACCGACUCCUGUGUGUUUGGUGGUAAACUAACCCAGCUAGCCGCCUAGCUUCCCGGCUAGGACAUGAAUAAAGCAUUGUUCGCGCUGAGACAGUUUGUGUCACGGAGACGUGCUGUGAGUUUCUCUGCUGCGUGUUGUCAGGUGACGAGCAACCCGGAGGAAAUAGCCAGACUGUACCGGGAGGUCAGCCUCUUCCCUUCUCUGAGCAGAGCAGACGUGGGACCUGUCAUCACCUCCCAGUAUGGAGGCAAAUACAGCAACAUCUACACAGAGUGGAGCCAACGUGACCUGGAGAGGAAUGAGAAUGUCAAGUUUUGCCGGCAGUACAUUGUGUUCCACGAUGAUAAGUCUGUGGUCUUCUCUGGAGCUUCUGGAAACUGCACUGAGAUUAAAGGAGAGGUGUUGAGCAAGGAUUCCCCCUCAGGUGAAAUGAAGGCUGUUGUCAGAGAGUGUAAGAUCAAAGGGGACGACAAACAGUUUCUGGAGAUCUGGAGUAAAAACAUCAAGAUGAAGAGCAUCGAUCUAACAGCCCUAAAGAAGCACGGCAAAGUCUAUGAAGACGAACAAUUUGGCUGCUUGGUUUGGUCCCACUCUGAGACCCACCUUUUGUAUGUGGCGGAGAGAAAGAGGCCCAAGGCAGAAUCCUUCUUUCAGACUGUGUCACCGGAGCUGUCUUCCAUCGGGGAUGAGGAGGAAACCAUGAAAGAGGAGAAAAAGGAGACUGUUAAAGGGGAGCAAUUUGUCCUCCGUGAGGACUGGGGAGAGGCGCUGGUUGGUAAGAAUUGUCCAGUGCUUUGUGUUUUGGACAUCGAGGGCGACAACGUCUCUGUGCUGGAAGGUGUGCCUGAAAAUAUCUCACCUGGACAGGCAUUUUGGGCUCCAGGUGACACAGGUGUGGUGUUUGUAGGCUGGUGCCACGAGCCAUUCAGACUUGGCCUCAAGUACUGCCCCAACAGGAGGUCGACUUUAUUCUAUGUGGAUCUCACUGGGGGGAAAUGUGAGAAGCUGUCAUCAGGCACCAGUGCAGUGUGUUCCCCCAGGAUGAGUCCAGACCAGUGUCGAAUUGUGUACUUGGAAUGUUCUGUCUAUGGGCCACAUAUGCAGUGCAGCAGGCUCUGUAUGUAUGACUGGUAUACCAAGAAAACCUCAGUGGUGGUGGAUGUGGUACAGCGACCUGGAGAAGAUGGCUUCACUGGUCUCUACAGCUCUCAGUUGUCCCCUCAAUGCUGGUCAGCUGAUAGUCAGAGUGUUAUUGUAGCUUGUCCUCAGCGCAGCCGCAAGGACCUGUUGAUGGUGGAUAUAAGCUCCGGGAAAGUCACCUCUCUGACCUCAAAGUGUGAUGCUGGAAGCUGGUGUCUGCUGAACAUAGAGAGAGAUCUGAUGGUUGUCAGCUACUCUUCUCCUAACUACCCCCCAAGUCUGAGGGUUGGUUUCCUUCCAGCCAGAGAUUCUCAGGAGCAAAUUGAGUGGGUGACUUUGGAAGACUCUCAGGUGUUACCAGAUAUUCACUGGCAGAUCUUGACUUUCACCCCUCCCCCAGAUCAAGACAACACUCAAUACUCUGACCUUGAUUUUGAAGCUUUGUUGAUCAAACCAAAAGAGGUGAAGGAUGGAGUGAAGUUGCCUCUUAUCGUCACUCCUCAUGGGGGUCCCCACUCAGUGAUUGUAGCUGAGUGGCUUCUGUCGUCCUCUGUGCUGUGCAGGAUGGGCUUUGCUAUACUACUGGUAUCUUCAUCUCCUAAAAAGAAAAAAUAACUUAUGUCCCUCAUUCAAAGUUUUCCACGUUUUCCUUCCGAACAGUUUGCUGUUGAAAGUGUUCUGAAAGGUGGUGAAUUUGACGCACAGAAAGUGGCAGUUUCAGGAGGCUCCCACGGUGGUUUCCUCGCCUGUCAUCUGAUUGGCCAGUACCCAGCAUUCUACAAGGCCUGCGUGGCUCGCAACCCUGUCACCAAUUUUGCUUCGAUGAUUGGCAGCACAGACAUCCCAGACUGGUGCAUGGUUGAGGCUGGUUUCAACUACAGCACAGACUGUCUACCUGACCCUUCUGUUUGGGAACAGAUGUUGAACAAGUCCCCCAUUAAACAUGUAACACAGGUACAGACACCGGUUCUGCUUCUCCUAGGGGAAGAUGACAAGCGUGUACCCAACAAGCAGGGAAUCGAGUAUUACAGGGCACUGAAAGCAAAGCAGGUUCCAGUUCGACUGCUGUGGUACCAAGGGAACAACCACUCUCUCUCCAAGGUGGAUGCAGAGUCUGACGGCUUUAUGAACUCCACUCUUUGGAUAAUUCAACACUUAAGUCAGUGACGGUAAAUAUCAGACAAAAAGGUAGCAAGACGCUGCUGUGUGUCAAGGAUAUGAUGCUUCUGUUUUCAAAACAGUGUGUGGUCCAUUCCAAAGCCAAAGCUCUGAAUGUGCUGUCCAACCAGAACACACUUCAUGUAAAUGUACGUUACCUGUAUUCUACUGGGGUCGAUGAUGAUUGCUACAAUUACUUUCAAUAAUUGGGAAAUAAUAGUUUUAUCACUUUUGAUUCUGCAUUUUUGUUGCUACUGUUUUUAAAUACAAAAUGAAGGGGGUUUCAGUGUUUGAGGUUCCAUUACCAAAGAAAAUGAAUUUAGUGAACAAUCUGUGUUCACUAUUACAGUUUGAAAACAAAAGGUUUAAUGGGUUUCCUGAGUCAGUGCACUUAAUAAAAUGAUUGUGAAAAUAUUACCAGUGUGGGAUGAAUCUUGCAUAAAUGACCAUGCUCUGAUAAAAGGA